AUGUCCAUCAGUUCACCUGAUAUUCGAGUAGGGGCCUAUGAAUCAGACCAGCGUAACCAGACGCCGCCAAGAGAAUUCAGCCGUUCCAAACGGCAGUCGUGGUAUGUUCAAGCGUCAGCUCCUUUCGCGUCUGAAGAUGAGUCUAACAUCCCCUCGAGUGUACGAUGUAUCCGACUUCAUCUGAAAUGCGAUACGCCAACCCCUACCUGCUCCCCUUGCGGAAAGGCUGCCAAGUCGUGUACUUAUAUAGCAACAACCCGAGUAACUUUUCGACAUCAUCAUAAUCCGUCUAUUGAAGGUUUCCAAGAGUCAUUGGAGGAUAAUCGAGCUGUUCCGUUCCCAGCCCACCAAGUCUGGCUAUCAACGCCACCCACCCGUGAGAUUAUCACUUGUCACGAUAGGGCCCUCUGGGUAGCAUAUGUCCAACUAACUAAAGCUCGUGUAGUUAUAUUCUCAGACGACAGCAUCGCUCUGGAACCCAAUGAAUCAUCACAAGAGACUACUGCUGUCGAAAAGCCCUCAACGCUCCCAAGCAUUGCCAAUCUCCUGAUUACCGCAUCCGCCGAGUCACCUCGGGCACGAGAUGUAGUGCAAAUACCAGAGCCACCCCAGCAAGAUGUUUCUGAGACGCUUUACCCUUGCGAUGUUGAAGAACCUUCAUCUAAUCCUCUAUGGCCUUUGAGAGACAAAAGAGAAGUCUUCCUGCUUCAGCAUUUCAUCAAUCAUCUCUCUCUUUGGUUUGACUAUUGCGAUAAAGAUCGACACUUCAGGAUGACCAUCGUACAAACGGCCUCGACACACUUUGUCCUUCUCAACGCCCUUUUAGCUAUCUCAUGCAAGCACUUAAGUCAGACACAGCCAGAGAAAUGGGUUGCUGGAGAAGCCGACGACUACCAAGCUAGAUGUUUGCAAUCAUACAUCCCUGCUCUAGCACACCCGGCGGCGGCACGAGGAUUUACGACUGGAGUUCUGUGCGCCAUCACUAUGAUACUACGACUCUACGAGGAAAUGACAGUUCCGUCUGUCGAUGAUCGGCCGUAUGGGCACAUCUUAGACACGAACAUUUUCACUUUGCCAGACUCUUCAGAAGACCCAAACUACAGUCUAUGUCGCGCAUGUCUGCUAGUUGCUAUCCGUCAGGAAAUCUUCAUCUCUUUUGUAGCACGUACUCCUCCGCCCCGACUUGCACACAGAUGCGGCAUCACUCAAACCCUUGAGCCCACAAGCGACUUCAAUUGGGCUUGGCGCAUCAUCACUUUUACUGAAGAAGUUUUGACUUUUGCAUACAGCCCAGACACGCGCUCUACUACGUCUUGGGAAGAUCUACGUACAUAUCUGCAUCAGUGGAUGGAGAAGAGACCGGCAUCUUUCAAUCCUCUGUGGCAAGCGGGCUCUGACCGCGAGGCCUUCCCUGAGAUAAUAUUCGCCAACGACUUCCAUAUUGCUGGUCAGCAACAUGCCAUUAUCUGCCAGAUAAUGUUACUAACUCACGACCCUCGUAUACCUGUCCUCGGCCUUGACAGGGCUAUGGCUUCGAAAGCUGUUGAAGUAGAGGUCCGGCGCUUGACGCGUCAAAUUUGUGGUAUUGCAUACUCGGCAGGCGAAUGGCAGCCGGCAACCAUAGCCGCGGGGAUGACGGUCGCCAUGUGUGGCCAUUUGUUCCACAAUCCUGAGGAACAGGAGAAGCUCCUUGAUAUUCUCGCAAAGUCUGAAGCGCACAUGGGCUGGUCACUGUUGAGGCAAGAAGAGAGGUUGAAGGCCUUUUGGGAACGUAACGCAGAGUAAUGCGCAAGCUACUUCUACCCUCGAGAAUA
Messenger RNA from Colletotrichum godetiae, 1814 nucleotides. RefSeq lists its product as uncharacterized. The coding region runs from base 1 to 1785 and encodes 594 amino acids. The record is from RefSeq and is a predicted model, not a curated record. Gene Ontology annotation, biological process: positive regulation of transcription by RNA polymerase II. The transcript is spliced from 6 exons. Gene Ontology annotation, molecular function: transcription cis-regulatory region binding; zinc ion binding; DNA-binding transcription factor activity, RNA polymerase II-specific. Gene Ontology annotation, cellular component: nucleus. Lineage: Eukaryota; Fungi; Ascomycota; Sordariomycetes; Glomerellales; Glomerellaceae.